This is a messenger RNA of Cucumis sativus (cucumber), 986 nucleotides long. RefSeq lists its product as uncharacterized. Lineage: Eukaryota; Viridiplantae; Streptophyta; Magnoliopsida; Cucurbitales; Cucurbitaceae. The record is from RefSeq and is a predicted model, not a curated record. Bases 193 to 921 code for a protein of 242 amino acids. The transcript is spliced from 2 exons.
AAGGGCAAAAAGUCCACUCCACCACCCUCCUCCCCCCACCCAUUUUAAUUCUCAAUUCCCUACACACACACACACAUAUAUAUACAUAAGUUACUAUGUAUAUAUUUUGAUCAAGAAACAGAGAAUUAACAUAAGAGAGAGAGAGAGAGAGAGAGAGGGAAAAAAUUAAUUGAAAAAGAGAAGAAGAAAAGAAUGGAAUGGAAAGAGAGCCAUUUGGAUUUGAUAUUAGUUCCUACGGGGUUUAUAUUGAUGAUGUGUUAUCAUUUAGGGUUAUGGUAUAAAGUUCGAACUCAACCUUUCACCACUAUCAUUGGAAUUAAUACCUCUGGUCGUCGUCUCUGGGUUUCUUCCAUCAUCAAGGAUAUUGACAAGAAGAACAUUCUUGCUGUUCAAACUCUAAGAAAUGCCAUAAUGGGAUCAACUCUUAUGGCUACAACCUCGAUCCUCAUCUCGUGUGGCCUUGCUGCGAUUUUGAGCAGCACCUACAGCAUCAAAAAGCCACUGAACGACUCUGUUUUCGGGGCGCACGGCGAGUUUAUGUUAUCUCUCAAAUAUGUCUCCAUUCUCACUAUUUUCCUCUUCUCCUUCUUGUGCCAUUCCCUUUCCAUCAGAUUCAUCAACCAAGUGAAUGUUUUGAUCAACACACCACAAGAACCGAUGUCGCCCGUGACACCUAAGUACUUGUCGGAGCUGUUCGAGAAAGGUUGCAUCCUCAAUACGGUCGGGAAUCGCCUCUUCUACACGGCUGUUCCUCUUUUGCUUUGGAUAUUUGGACCCGUGCUUGUGUUUUUAUGCUAUCUUUCUUUGCUACCUUUGCUUUAUAAUUUGGACUUUGUUUCUUGUAAUGCUCAUAACAAAAACAAUACCACCAAAGUUGAAGCCAAUAAAGGUAUUGUUGUUGGUAGUGAAAACUUUGUGUAGAGACAUCAUUUCUUAAAACCUAUAUGAGAUUUAUGAAUCAAAUUUGCCCCCAUACAUUUUUUUUC